UCUCUCUCCCUAGCGAUGCACAUUGCCCAACACCGUCGAAGAAAAGCGCGCAUUUUUCCUGCACACCACGUGGUGGGCGCGCAAGUGCCCGCCGCAUCUCCUCUUCAUCGGUCUCUUUCCUUCGCGUAGGCGCACGAUACGCUCUCUCGCGUGUGGAAAAAAGGAUAUCACUGUGUCGUCGUGGAUGACUGUUAUUAUGUGUUUUUCUUUCCAUUCACCCCGGUACAUUCAGAGGAAAACUGUGAGCAUCAGGGAGUUUUUGUUCGUAUGUAGGUAUUUGUUGUGAUGCAUCCACACUCCACAGUGGGAAUGCGUGUUUGCUUCGGUUUAGACUAGAGGUACGACGGCGCGUCGUCGCUCGGUGUUGAAUUUUCUUCUUUAUUCCCUGAAUCGGAGUCAAAACCGUUUUCCCCCGCGCUUCGCUUCUGGAUCCUCCCUCCUUCAUCCUCGCGUGUUCAAGAUACCUUCUUACACAUGGUUUGUGCUCUUUGGUGGUGUUGUUAUUUGUUAGCUGGUUGGGUUGGAUGGUAUCUCUCGUCGGGUGUUCUGUUCGGGUUUUUUGCUGUUUUCCAUUUUUGUUGUUGGUUCGGUCGCUCUUUUAUCAAAAUAUCAACAGUGGAACAGAUUAUGAUGGGACCAUUAUGUGUUUAGAAUUCGACGUGAAAACAUCAUUGCGCGAACGGGAGAUAUCUCGCUUGUUCUGGACGGCCUACUGACUCGGUAAAUCGGGCUUUGGGAACGCUAACGGCUUCUACGGUUUUUGAUAAGAGGAAAACGCCGGAUUUAGGACAGGAUCCCUUGCGUUCAAACUGUUCAAAUCGUGUAAUCUACGAAAGGUGUGUUUGCCAAAUGUUGGAAAUGAUGUUGCAAUGUGAAUGUUUCAAUGUGAGAAGACCUACAAAAACACAUAGAAAAGAGUAAAAAAAUGACCGAGAUCGAUUGCAUCUGAACUGCACACAGAAAACCGCAACUGAUAAGAGGCAGCCUAAUUUGGCACACGCGUUUUGUCCUCUGAUAGCGCGCGGAGUCGUUCCGUUGCAAAGAUAAUUGAAGUGUGAAUUGAUUGCAGUGUAUGACAGAAAAAAAAACGUAAACGAAUUGCUCCGGCAGAGAUAUCAAACGCGACGAUUUCGCAAUUAAGAAGUGAUAUAAUCGUGAUAUACAGAGCACAAGGUGACAAAUAAAACAAAAGAAUUGUGAGAGAAGACGCGACUGGGGUGACGUGCAAAGUUGUAGUGACCUAAUUAGAAAAAUUAAAAACGGAAACAGUACCCACCUCCCGCAAGUUCACAAUGGACAUGACCAUGGCGUCCAAACUUCAUCUGUCCUGCAGUGCGGGUAGCAGUAGUGGUAACGGAACGUCCCAUUCAAACGGAACCACCAGUAGCAGCAGUAGCAGUAGUAGCGGAACAGCUACCGGUGAACACAUCAAACGGCCGAUGAAUGCUUUUAUGGUGUGGUCCCGGGGGCAGCGGCGGAAGAUGGCACAAGAUAACCCCAAGAUGCACAACUCGGAGAUAUCGAAGAAUCUGGGAGCGCAGUGGAAGCUGCUGACCGAGGGCGAGAAGAGACCAUUCAUCGACGAGGCCAAACGAUUGAGAGCCCUGCACAUGAAGGAACACCCGGACUACAAAUACCGCCCCCGAAGGAAGCCCAAAACCUUGGUUAAAUCCCCCACACCUGCCAACGCAGCCAGCACAUCCACACCGGCUAGCUCCAAGGAACCCCUCCGAUCACAUUCACCGCAAAGCAAAUCACCCUAUAACCCCUCCCCUCUCACCACACCCAUCACCAUCCCACCGGGAAUAUUCCCCUCCUAUCACUUCGCCUACGAUCUGCACCAGAAAGCGUUCUGGAAUCUCUACGGCUCGCACAUACUCUCGACGAUGGUUCCCCCGUACAGCGUUCCUCCGCACUCCCCGCAUCCGCUGGCCUACAUCAAACCCUCCAAAUCGUCCCCCCCGUCCCCGAUUGCACCACCCUCGCCCAUACCGUCGAGUAACGUCAUCUGACCUACACCGCUGCGCUACAGUGCCGAACAUAGCGUCUAGGAGGCGUCCCUAAUCUCCGCUAACAUUAUUGCUUCUGACGAGAACACAACUCACAAGCUCUGAGAAGUGAAUGCAGACAUUGAUAGUUUUGAAAACUUGGUAAAUCAGUACUGAACUUCAGUCAUAAUUGUCAUAGUUCGGUAUUGGUUUACCAAAACUUUAACGAAAAGCUUAAGACUUUAAAUUUACGUGAAUUGUUAGGCUUCAACGAACGGAGAAAUGAAAUCUUACCCAUAUCAGGAGCAAACGGCUGCAAAUUAGUCCCAGUGAAUAAAGGAAACAUUGAUUUUACAAUGACCUAGGUUUAUUAAAUACAAACUAAUGGAAACCAAUCAAAAUUGUUAAGGAAAAUUAGUUGAAUUUAGUUUUUUGUUCUAAGAUUCGGCUAAACAUUGAUUUUUUAUUCAUCGUACAUAAUUGGUAUGAGUGCAAUAGGUAAACUUAGGAUUAGUUAAAUAAGUUAGGACUUAUUUUAGAUUGAAUCAAGUGUACAUAUUUUUUCAAUUAUUAAAGACAAGUCCUGAAAUAAUGUCUCAAAUUUUAAAAAGGAGAAAACUCGUUAUUAAAAACGUUUAUACAAAUAUAGCUGUUCGUACAGAUUGAAACAAGAGCAAAAUGCAACUUGUACGCGAGAAAUCCAAUUGUAUUACAAAUAAAUCUUCAUUAGAAAAUGCCGAAGACAGAAUGAUCUUCUCAUCACUAUAUAUAUUGUACCUACGCAAAAUAUCAUAAUCGUCUUCGGAUGAUUACACUUAUAUGAAUGUAUUUGUGAAAUUAAAUGAAGAUUUGACUUAGUGCUCUACUUCUCAUUAAAAUUUAAUUUUAAUAAAAAAUGCAACACUA
Aedes albopictus (Asian tiger mosquito) is the source of this 2894-nucleotide messenger RNA. RefSeq names its product transcription factor sox-3. The coding region runs from base 1293 to 2012 and encodes 239 amino acids. Gene Ontology annotation, biological process: anatomical structure morphogenesis; positive regulation of transcription by RNA polymerase II; cell differentiation. Lineage: Eukaryota; Metazoa; Arthropoda; Insecta; Diptera; Culicidae. The transcript is spliced from 2 exons. The record is from RefSeq and is a predicted model, not a curated record. Gene Ontology annotation, molecular function: DNA-binding transcription factor activity, RNA polymerase II-specific; RNA polymerase II cis-regulatory region sequence-specific DNA binding.